Manduca sexta (tobacco hornworm) is the source of this 1457-nucleotide messenger RNA. Its product is annotated as odorant receptor 4. Gene Ontology annotation, cellular component: plasma membrane. The record is from RefSeq and is a predicted model, not a curated record. NCBI's taxonomy places the organism in Eukaryota, Metazoa, Arthropoda, Insecta, Lepidoptera, Sphingidae. The coding region runs from base 75 to 1364 and encodes 429 amino acids. Gene Ontology annotation, biological process: detection of chemical stimulus involved in sensory perception of smell; sensory perception of smell. The transcript has 9 exons. Gene Ontology annotation, molecular function: olfactory receptor activity; odorant binding.
AGUGUGCGGAGGAAAGUUGUGGAUGCGUACGUCUCAAUAAAUUAGUUCUAAGUUAUAAUAUUCUGUUUGUGAAGAUGGGUUGGAUCGAGAGAAUAAAGGGAAUCGUUUUGAAAAAGUCAUUCGAUUUCGAUCGACCUGACAUUUGCCUUUAUAAUUUUCAUCCGCAGCUUCGCAUUUUGUUUGCUCUUAAGGGAAUUUUCUUCAAUAAACAAAAUUCAAAGCUCAGGUUUAUACUACCAACAUAUUUCAACCUGCUAACUAUAUUAGGUAUGGUUUUCGAAGGCAUGUUCGUCCACAGGGGCCUCACUAUAAAAGACUAUUCAUUUGCCAUAGAAAGUUUCCUUUAUUUUAUUAUACUCACCUCCACGCCACUAAUAUACUCAUGCUUAUUUUACCACAAGGAUAAGAUCAUACAACUCUUAAAUGAUAUGAAUGAAGAAUUUAAAUUUGUUUGCAGCUUGGGACCAAGACAUCGAACGCCCUUUCUGAAGGGUCAACUUCUGAUAUGGAAGCUAUGUUAUGCUUGGCAUGUUCUCUCCAUUUCUACAGGAACAAUGUUCAUGUUGUUCCCAGUUAUGGCUUUGGUUUAUCAAACUUUAUUCGUGACUCAUACUGAGAACACAAUCAGACCUCUAGCUUUUGUUAUGUGGUUACCCAACGACGAUCCUUAUAGGACGCCGAACUACGAAUUAUUUCUUUUCUUUGAAAUGAAUUACUGCGUGAUAAUAGUGCAAACUUUUGGCGUGUACAUCUAUAUAUUAUUUCACUUACUGCUACACCACUAUUUCAUACUCGACAUGAUGAUAUUAGAUUUUGAAGCAAUUUUUGAUGGCUUAGACGAAUCGGUAGCUGCUUUACCAUCGAAGCACCCUCGGAGACGAGAGGUGCAGCUGAUUUUAAAUGCACGCAUCAAGAGGAUUGUCACUUGGCAUAAUUCAGUUAUCAAAACAAUUAAUACUAUGUCAAAAGUCUACAAAGUAUCUCUAACUUUUCAAAUAUUAUUAAGUUCAAUUAUGAUGUGCCUCAUUGGAUAUCAAAUUGCAGAGAGCCUGGAUAACGGAGUUAUUGACUUUUUAUUCAUAAUGUUGGGCGUUUGUGGGUGCAUGCAAGUAUGGGUCCCGUGUUACCUUGGAACUCUGUUAAGAAAUAAGGUAUUUACAGUCAGAGAAGCCUGUUGGAAUUGCGGCUGGCAUAAAAACUCCUUGGGAACAAUGAUACGCUUAGAUCUUUUAAUAAUAAUUCAACGCACCCAAGUGCCCCUCCUUAUUAAAGUCAGCGGCAUAUCGACUCUGGAGCUAGAAACGUUUUCUUCGAUAAUGAGUGCUGCUUAUUCUUAUUUCAACAUGCUGAGGAACAGUAAUUAAACAAUGUUGUAAUUAUAUCCACAAUGGUUUAUGGUUUUAUGCACUAUGAUUUUGUCUAUGAACAAGAAGAAUAAAUUAGAAACAAUUUCGUUU